AUUAAGUAAUAUAUAAAGUGUUAGGGCCAAUCCACUAAUCACCAAUUGGUUUUAAGUUGGAAGCCCAUAAUUAAACCUGAAUCUAACAUAGUAUCAGAGCCCAGAUCCUAAAUACCCUAAACUCCUAAUUAAAAUUAACCCUUCUGACCGGGUUUAAAGGUCGUGAUUAACCCUUUCAACCGGGUAUAAAGGUUGUGUUAAACUCGCUCGACCGAGUAUAAAUGUCCUAAAGUUCCGAGAUUUCUGGCCGAUAAGAGCCAUCAUCCCGAGGAGGGGUAUUAGGGAUAUAUAUCUCACAUCGGGAAUUUUAAGGGACAUUAAGUAAUAUAUAAAGUGUUAGGGCCAAUCCACUAAUCACCAAUUGGUUUUAAGUUGGAAGCCCAUAGUUAAACCUGAAUCUAACAUGGUAUGAGCUUUAAUCGUGUCAAAACGAGGUUUACUGCUAAAACCGUAAAAUGAGUUUUCCGGUUAAAAUUGCAAAAUAAUUUUUUUUUCCAAAAAAGUGAGUUUUUUCGCCAAAAUCGUAAACGAGUUUUUGCGCUAAAACAAGUUUUCUAUGAAAUUGCAAAAUCUUGUUUAUAUAUUAAAGCUCAUAUUAAUGAUAUUAAUAUUUUACAUGAUCUUCAGAAUAAAUAAGAUAAUACUUUGGGUACCCACGGGUAAACCUAUACCAUAUUGGGUUAUUUUCUGGGUUUGGAUUUCAACCUUGAUGUUUCUGGGUUUUUGCAGGUUGGGUAUAAAAUGAGUUGGGUUAUUUGUGGGUUGGGUUGGGUUGGGCUGGGUUAUUUUACCAUACGUUAACAUCCCUAAACAUAACUAGUGUAUGGUGACCAUUGAUUAAACAGUUCCCCGUAUUUUAUGUGUUGGUUACCAUAAAAUGUGACUAAUUAAAUUGGUUACCAAAGAAAUACUAUUUCUGGGUUGUAUGGUUUAAGUGGAAACUAUGAAGCAAGGCCAGGUUCAAGUUAUGCUUGAUUGCGUGGUGGAACACGAGAAAAGACAUAUGGGAUUGUGUUUUACAUACACUUAUUUUGAUAACAGUAUUAGUUUAGGAUCGAUUGACAAAACUUAAAGUAAUAAGCUCAAGUUUCAAUUUUGUUGGGUUUUAUGAAGUCAUGGAUAUAUAUUUUAUCUGUUUUAUCAUAGUGUGUGUUUAUGAUUUUUUGAUGAAGUCAUUAAUAUAUUUUCCAAGUUGGAUAUGUAUAAUUUUAGUUGAUCUUAUGUAACUACGCAUGCAUGCCACAAGUUCUCUCCAUAUAUAUACACACUCUCCUCCACAAGUGAAGUCUACUUCAAAACCAGUUAUCUUUUUUAUCAAAACUCUUUUGUAUCAGUCUAAAACUACAAAAACACAGUUCUGCUUUUUAGCUUACUCCUAAAGAGACCAAACAAGUAUCAUUUCUUUAUCACCAGUCACCAGUGGAGACUUCUGUUCAACCAUUGUUAUAUCAAACUGGUUAUUUAUAAGCCUGAAAAAUGGAAAUGGAGAGGGUCGUAAGAAGCUCAGAGAGAUCAAAGGAAAAGAAGAGAUCAAUAAGUAGAAGAUUGGGGAAGUAUAUGAAAGAACAGAAGGGAAGGGUUUACAUCAUUAGAAGAUGCGUCGUCAUGCUCCUUUGUUGGCAUGAUUGAUCCCAAAAUAAACAAGUUUUUAGACAAUUCCAAGUUCAAAUGUUAUGUAUCCACUUGCCAUGCGUGUGUGUAUGUGUGUGCAUGUGGACAACUAAUCAAGUGAGGGUAGAGUGGUGUUAGGUAGGGUGAAAACCAGUUUGCUUGGUUUAGUUUUGUAAUCUUCUACCAAAUUGUAUAUACAGUGACCUCAAUCCAUCUUUGGUUGUUUUUAAACAAAUAUUUUUACAUUAUGCAAUGAUUUUCAUAUUAUGUCAUCAGUAUUUAAAGAAUUAUAGCUAUAAAUAUUUUUGUCUUGUUAUAGAUAUAUAACUACAAAUCACACAAUAUGAAU
Brassica napus (rape) is the source of this 1960-nucleotide messenger RNA. RefSeq names its product small polypeptide DEVIL 1-like. The transcript has a single exon. Gene Ontology annotation, biological process: negative regulation of cell population proliferation. The record is from RefSeq and is a predicted model, not a curated record. NCBI's taxonomy places the organism in Eukaryota, Viridiplantae, Streptophyta, Magnoliopsida, Brassicales, Brassicaceae. The coding region runs from base 1477 to 1629 and encodes 50 amino acids.